Molecule: messenger RNA, 1212 nt
Organism: Menidia menidia (Atlantic silverside)
Lineage: Eukaryota; Metazoa; Chordata; Actinopteri; Atheriniformes; Atherinopsidae
Source: the annotation of a GenBank genome assembly
AUGUCGCUGUCCAACAAACUUACCUUGGAUAAGGUGGACGUAAAGGGAAAGCGGGUCAUCAUGAGAGUCGACUUCAAUGUUCCCAUGAAGGACAAGCACAUCACAAACAACCAGAGGAUCAAGGCAGCAGUUCCCACCAUCCAGCACUGUCUGGACCACGGGGCCAAGUCGGUGGUUCUGAUGAGCCAUCUGGGCCGUCCUGAUGGGAACUUUGUGCCUGAGAAGUAUUCCUUGGAGCCCGUUGCUGCUGAGCUGAAGACCCUUUUGGGGAAGGACGUCACCUUCCUGAAGGACUGCGUGGGUCCUGAGGUUGAAGCUGCCUGUGCAAACCCUGCUGCCGGAUCAGUCAUCCUGCUGGAGAACCUCCGCUUCCACGUCGCAGAGGAGGGAAAAGGGAAGGAUGCCUCUGGAAACAAGACCAAGGCGACCCAGGAGCAGACGGACUCCUUCAGGGCGUCUUUGUCCAAACUGGGAGAUGUUUACGUCAACGAUGCUUUCGGCACCGCCCACAGAGCCCACAGCUCCAUGGUGGGGGUGAAUCUCCCUCAGAAGGCAGCCGGCUUCCUCAUGAAGAAGGAGCUGGACUACUUUGCCAUGGCUCUGGAGAAACCCAAGAGCCCCUUCCUGGCCAUCCUGGGAGGAGCCAAGGUGAAGGAUAAGAUCCAGCUGAUCAACAACCUGCUGGAUAAGGUCAACGAGAUGAUCAUCGGGGGCGGCAUGGCCUUCACCUUCCUCAAAGUCCUCAACAACAUGGAGAUCGGCACUUCUCUGUACGAUGAGGAGGGCGCCGGCAUCGUCAAGGACUUGAUGGCCAAGGCGGAGAAGAACGGCGUCAAGAUCACUCUGCCCGUCGACUUCGUGACGGCGGACAAGUUUGACGAGAAGGCCGCCACCGGGAUCGCCACGGUGGCCGCCGGCAUCCCCGCCGGCUGGAUGGGUCUGGACUGUGGACCGGAGAGCUCCAAGGCCUACGCCGAGGCUGUGGGCAGGGCCAAGCAGAUCGUGUGGAACGGCCCCGUGGGCGUCUUCGAGUGGGAUAACUUCGCCAAAGGAACCAAGAAUCUCAUGGACAAGGUGGUGGAGGUGACCAAGGCGGGCUGCAUCACAAUCAUCGGUGGGGGCGACACGGCCACCUGCUGCGCCAAGUGGAACACGGAGGACAAAGUCAGCCACGUCAGCACGGGAGGCGGCGCCAGCCUGGAGCUGCUGGAG